Molecule: messenger RNA, 5435 nt
Organism: Gadus macrocephalus (Pacific cod)
Lineage: Eukaryota; Metazoa; Chordata; Actinopteri; Gadiformes; Gadidae
Product: laminin subunit beta-1-like
Exons: 28
Coding region: 417-4925 (1502 amino acids)
Biological process (GO): axon guidance
Cellular component (GO): basement membrane
Source: RefSeq, a predicted model, not a curated record
GACGAAGACAUAUAGCCUACAUCUAACUUCUUAUGAAGUUGGAGUAGGCUAAAUCAGGAGAACAUGCGGGAGAAAAAAUACGAAACCUCAAAAGUUGGUCUGUAUAGAAAAUAUCUGCUACUAAAUACUAUACAAUACGAUACUAAUAUUAUUCAAAUGGAACGCAUCAAUAAUUCCUAUUCUUAAUUUCUUACACAUAUUUUUGUCUCAAGUUUUAGGCUACUCCAGGACAAGGGCGCGCGCACAUUCGGGAGCGCGCUCCCGAGUCCUUGGGUAGCUGGUGGGUGUUUAUGAUGAUCUCCAACAUUCAGGACAACUCCCUCUGUGCUCCACACACACACACACACAGACACACACACACCGGGACCCACCGACAGAGACCCUCGGAGUAGUGCGGACAGUGAUCGACCUCUGAGAUGUGGAUCCUUCAUCUUGCGAUACUUUUGGCCGUGGGAUGGCGGGCCGGGGCGAUGCUCCCCGACUUUGGGGAGGGCUGCACCGUGGGGAGCUGCUACCCCGCCACGGGGGACCUACUCAUCGGCCGCGAGGACAAGCUCAGCGUCUCCUCCACCUGCGGCCAGGAGGAACCCGAGCGCUACUGCAUUGUGGGACAUCUCGAGGGGGAGAAGAAGUGCUUCACCUGUGACUCGAAGCACAUGUAUGACGAGCGACUGCACCCUGACAGCCACACCAUCGAGAACCUGGUCACCACCUUCGCCAGCAACCGGUUGAAGACCUGGUGGCAGUCGGAGAACGAUAUGGAGAAUGUCACCAUACAGCUGGACCUGGAAGCCGAGUUCCACUUCACGCAUCUGAUUAUGACCUUCAGGACCUUCCGGCCGGCCGCCAUGGUGAUCGAGCGCUCCAUGAACUUCGGGAAGACGUGGCAGGUGUACCGCUACUUCGGCUACAGAUGCCAGACGGCGUUCCCCAGCGUCUCCCAGGGGCCCAUGGUCGACGUGGACGACGUCAUCUGCGACUCGCGCUACUCCGACAUCGAGCCCUCGACCGAGGGAGAGGUGAUUUUCCGAGUGUUGGACCCUGCCUAUGAAAUUGAGGACCCCUACAGCCCUAGGAUUCAAAACCUGCUGAAGAUCACCAACCUGCGCGUGCGCUUCUCCAAGCUCCACACGCUGGGCGACAACCUGCUCGACCACCGCGACGAGGUCACCCAGAAGUACUACUACGCCCUCUACGACAUGGUCGUCCGCGGCAACUGCUUCUGCUACGGGCACGCCGCCAAGUGCGCCCCGAUGGAGGGGGCGCGCGAGGGCGUGGAGGGCAUGGUGCACGGUCGCUGUGUGUGUGAACACUACACUGAGGGUCUGAACUGCGAGCGCUGCCAGGACUUCUACCACGAGCUGCCCUGGAGGCCCAUGGACUACGACCUGCUCAUCCGCUACGAGCCCCAGCUCCCGGAGGAGUGGGAGAACGUGAGGAUCCAGGUGGACCGGCCGGACCCCAGCCUCCUGGAGACCACCAGCCACUGCGGCACCUCCGACUACCUGCAGAGCGGCGACGAGCAGACCGUCGCCCUGUCCCCCGGCUCCAGGCACGUGGAGCUGGGCUGGCCCGUGUGUUUGGAGCAGGGCCUCAACUACACCGUGCGCCUCAGCCUGCCUCACUACUCAGCGCACGCACAAGUACACAAGCCCCACACCCUCAUAGACUCGCUGGUGCUGAUGCCGCGGGUGCAGGAGCUGAACCUGUUCGAGGGCUCGGAGGGGGAGGCGGCCUGGGACACCUUCCAGAGGUACCGCUGUCUGGAGAGCAGCCAGAGCGUGGUGAAGAGCCCCGCCACGGACAUCUGCGACGACUACAUCUUCAGCGUGUCGGCGCUGCUGCACCAGGGCGCCAUGGCCUGUCAGUGCGACCCCCAGGGGUCCCGGUCUGCCGUGUGCGACCCCAGCGGGGGUCAGUGCCAGUGCCGGCCCAACGUCGUCGGGCGCAACUGCGAGCACUGCUCCCCGGCCACCUUCCUGUUCAGCCCUGACGGCUGCAGACCGUGCGAGUGCGACCCUCGCGGCUCGGCCCACGCCUUCUGCCACGAGGCCACGGGGCAGUGCGCGUGCGUUGCCGGGGCGACAGGGCGGCAGUGCUCCGGCUGCCUGCCGGGCCACUGGGGCUUCCCCCACUGCCGGCCGUGCCACUGCAACGGGCACAGCGCCCUCUGCAGCGCCCACACCGGGGAGUGCCUGGACUGCAGGGGGGACACCGCUGGGUACAACUGUGAGAGGUGCCUGGUUGGUUACCACGGCGACCCCGCGCUGGGGCCCGGCGGUCACUGCCGCCCGUGCAUGUGUCCCGACGGGCCGGGCAGCCGGCGGCAGCACGCCGACGGCUGCUACCACCGCCACGACCAGGACCUGAUGGUGUGUGCCUGCAGGCCGGGAUACAAAGGCGUCAGGUGCGAGGAGUGCGCCCCCGGUCACUACGGCGACCCCCAGGUCCCGGGGGGCCGCUGCACGCCCUGCCUGUGCAACGCCAACAUCGACCUGCAGGACCCCGGCGCGUGCGACGCGCGCUCGGGGGCGUGCCUCCGCUGCCUGCACCACACCGAGGGGCCCGCCUGCGACCGCUGCCGCGCCGGCUACCACGGCAACGCCGCCACCCAGAGCUGCCGGAAGUGCAUGUGUGAGCCUCUGGGCUCUGCUGCGGGGGCGUGCCCUGCGGAGGGGGGGUGCCAGUGCGACCGCCGGACGGGCCAGUGCCCGUGCCGGCCCAGCGUCCUGGGCCAGAGCUGCGACCGCUGCGCCCCCGACACCUGGGGCCUGGGCGGGGGGGAGGGCUGCCAGAGCUGCGACUGCGAGCCCAGCCACGCCUUCGGGUCCUCCUGUGAUGUGCUGACAGGACAGUGCUCGUGUAAACCAGGCUUCGGUGGGAGGACGUGUCGGGAGUGCAGAGAUCUGUUCUGGGGGGAUCCCAAGGUCAAAUGUCACGCCUGCGCCUGCGACCCUCGCGGCAUCACGGGCGAGCAGUGCCACCGCUCCUCCGGCCAGUGCCCCUGCGUGGCGGGCGUCUCGGGCCCCCGCUGCGACCAGUGCGCCCGCGGCUCCAGCGGCGCGUUCCCCGCCUGCGAGCCGUGCCACGGCUGCUUCGCCCUGUGGGACGUCGCGGUGGGCGAGCUGACCAACCAGACGCGGGCUCUGAGCGGGCACGUGGCCGAGCUGCAGAGCGGGGGCGGGGCGGUGACGGCGCCGUACCGGGAGCUGGUCGGCCGCCUGGAGGCCAACGCCGCCGCCGUACGGGUCGUCCUGGAGGGGGACGGCGCCGUCGCGGCCCUGGACGAGGCCCGCGAGCUCAUGAACCACAUCCUCGGCGUGAUGUCAUACCUGAACGGGAUGCUCAACACCACCGAGGGCGACCUGGGCAGUCUCCGGGACCAGGGCAACACCACCCGCGCCACCCUGGACCAGCUGACGGAGGAGGCGGGCGCCCUGGAGCGGGCGGUGAAGGAGCUGAAGGAGCAGGUGUACAACGCCAAGAACUCCAACUUCCAGGGAGCGAUGGACACCAUCUCUGAGGCGCACUUGGACUCCACCAUGGCUGAGCUGCAGGUCAACUCCUCCACCAGUCACCCCGGCAACACCGUGGAGCAGUCGGCGGCCCUACGGAAAGCCACCGAGGACAAACUGAGCGGCUCCCAGAAGGAGUUUGAGCGCAAGGUGGAGAGGCAGACGCAGAAGCUGGACAAGCUGGACGCCUCGCUGGAGGAGAUGGACCUCUCGGAGCUCAGCGUGAAGACGUGCGGCGCCGCUGGGGGCAACGACGAGGCCUGCUCCGGGGCCCCCUGCGGGGGUCUGGGCUGCGUGGGGGAGGACGGGGCCCCCCGGUGCGGAGGCCAGACGGACUGUAAGGGCUUGGUGGCCGCCUCCGCCGCCGCCCACAAGUCGGCCCAAGACCUGGACCUGGAGAUCGUCUCCGCCAUGCAGGAGGUGGAGAAGCUGUCCCGCUUGGUGUGGGAUGCCAAGCUGCGUGCGGGCGAGGCCAAGGUGACCGCCCAGCAGGUGCUGGUCAGAGCCAAUCAGAGCAAGGAGAGGGUGGAGCAGAGCAACGAGCAGCUGCGCGCGCUCAUCAGGGACAUACGAGACCUCCUGACCAACGGCAAGGCCAACGUGUCGGUGGUGGAGAUGGUGUCCAACGAGGUGCUGGCCAUGGAGCUGCCCACCUCGUCGUCCGAGCUGCAGAACAUGACCCGGGACAUCCGCGAGCGGGUCAGCUCUCUGACCAGCGUGGAGGGCGUCCUCAGCCAGAGCGCCGAGGACAUCGCCGCCGCUGAGAGGCUACUGCUGCAGGCCAAGGCCGCCAGUGAGGAGGCCUCCACCCUGAAGGAGACCAUCGACUUGGCCCGGGCGGCGCUGGAGGAGGCAGACAAGGCCCAGAACCUGGCCAGCGACGCCAUCCAGCAGGCCAUGCAGAACACCAACAGCACCAUGACCCUGCUACUCUCGGUGGAGUCGGCGAUGGAGGCGUCGGAGUUCUCCCUGAGCAACGCCACGGGGCGCCUGCUGCAGCUGGAGCGGGAGGUCGGGCUGCUGCGGCAGAGCCACCUGGAGGCCAGCCGCACGGCCGCCGGCGCCGCCGCCAGCAGCGAGCGGGCCGGCGAGGACGCAGAGCAGGCCCAGCAGGAGUUCGACGGGGCGGUGACGGAGCAGUACGGCCGGGCCCAGGAGCUGGUGGAGGAUAAGGGGGAGGUGGUGCUGGAGGCCAGACGGAGGGCAGACGCCCUGCAGACGGAGGCCAAGGAGCUGCUGGCCCAGAGCAGCGACAAGCUCCAGAGGCUACGAGAGCUGGAGCGGUCCUACGAGGUGAACCAGCGCACCCUGGAGGACAAGGCGGAGGAGCUCGCCCUCCUGGAGCAGACUGUGCGCAAGGUGAUGGACGAGAUCAGCCACAAGGUCACGCUCUACAGCACCUGCCUCUGAUCGUCGCCAUGACGACCGCGGCGGCGGCGGGGCUCAGACGCGCCGUCGAGUGCCUCGUUCGUUGCGGCCAUCUUCAAUUCGAGAUUACCACGAUGGAGCCAAGAUGGCCGCCAGGGGGAAGGAGGCCCAUAAUUGAAGUGAAAAUGGUUACAAUUUUUGUAUCCAUCGUAUAAGCUUGUUUUUUUUUUAUUUACAUGGCAAAGAAUGUUGCUCCUAAAUUGAAGACCAAUGGUUUGGAGCCAGGCCAUGUUGUACUAACAAGACAGGACUGUGGUGCCAUCAGUGGCAUAUUGACCUUAUUCUAAUUGCAAAAUGGACCAAUGAACACCAUAGGAAUGACCACUGAAAAAUAUAUAAUAUAUAGCACAGUAUGAUUGCACAUAUUCCAUCACGUUGUUUUUAAUAAACUCAACAAAAAUGUUGCAUGGACCAAAGAGAUUAUGCAGAUCAUUCCUGUAAUGGCUCUAUUAAAUUAACAAUUUCCAUUAAAUAAAACUAUGCUGCAUCUCA